This is a messenger RNA of Perkinsus marinus ATCC 50983, 829 nucleotides long. RefSeq lists its product as hypothetical. The transcript has 2 exons. The record is from RefSeq and is a predicted model, not a curated record. The coding region runs from base 5 to 496 and encodes 163 amino acids. Lineage: Eukaryota; Perkinsozoa; Perkinsida; Perkinsidae.
GCCCAUGGCAUCAGCUUAUCCUGUCAACCCUAGGCUACCGUUGGGCAAUACAGGACGUCAGCGAGUUCGGAAGGAAAUCUCCAAGGCCUUGCGUGCGAACCCGGAACUACGGUCUCUGUGCAAAUCCGUGGCACCUGAUAUAAAGAAAGCUACCAAGUCGCAGCUGCUAGAAAUGUGUGUUAUCACUGGUACUCUGGAUCAGGCCAUCCAAAUUUCACAGGAAAACGCGGCUUCUCAAGCUCUUCAUGGCGCCCACUUGCGCAUCGCUAGCAAUACCCGUGGUGCGAACUCGGCUGCUAUGGCAGAUGGCAACUCCUCUCAGACUGUUGCCUCUACUGGUUCUAGUGCUGCCGUCUCAACGAGUAGCUCUCUGGCAGACUCUGGCGGCUUUGGUCUUGACGCUCUGACUUAUCCUUUUUGGCUUCAGAAGCAGUCAAGUAAGAGUCUCGUUGAAGCAUUGGCUGACGAUAUUUUGAAGCCGCCGGAGAGUUUCUAAUCCUCUAAGCUAGGAAUGAUGGAUAUCAGUGGCGAACUCCAGGGAUUCGAUUUCAGUCAGAACUUCGGUGAUUAUUGAGUUGUAUUCUCUCUCACUCUACUCUGUGGCUGAGGAGUCUUAUGCAGAUAUGAGCUCGAUUUCUAUCGUCUCUCCAAGUAGUAGAUAGCUCCUCGUUGUUGUAACUGACAGCGUUGGUUGUCGCUCUAUCGCUUUUGUCCUAGAGGUUGUAGUAGUUGUAAUAUUAGUAAACACACGAGUCGUGGUUCAGCCUCAACAUUGUACGUCUCUGACUUCUUUGCACUUGUGUGUAUUCUGCCAUCCUUAUAUUCAGUU